AUGGGUUCGGAAAAUUCAAAAGAAAGUAAAGGAAAUGGCAGGAAUCCUAAGAUUUCGACGCCAUGUAGUUUACUGGCUCUAUACCCACUGUUCACUUAUGAUGAGAAACAUGAAAAACGCAUCAAUUGUAUUAGUGUUAGUCCAAACAAUGACUAUAUAUUAACUGGAGGAGAAGAUAGCUUUGUUCGAAUUUGGGAACUGACCGCUAGGAAAUGUGUCGGCACACUUGAAGGUCAUCAAAGUUAUAUAACAUGUAUUAUAGCACUUGAAGAAUAUGUAGUGUCCGGCAGUGGAGAUUAUACGGCCAAGAAAUGGAAUUUUAAUGAUGGACAACUUUUGCUGAGCUUUGAAGGACAUACUUGCAUGAUUAACAAAAUAGAGGUACACGACAACAUGUUGUUUUCAUCCUCGUUUGACAAAACAACAAGAAUAUACAACUUUACAACAGGUGAGUGUUUAUAUACACUGGCAGAGCAUACCAAACUAAUUUCAUCAUUGAUUUCAUUACCAGAAUCAGAAAUAUUACUGACCGGUUCAGGCGACGGAACUGUCCGAGCAUGGAAGUUUACAACUUGGGAAACGGUUUUGACGUUUACAGCUAAUUCAAAGCCGAUUCUUUGUGUCCAAGUGGAUUUAGACAAACGUCUUCUAUACACGGGAGGGGACGAUGAUAUCGUACGACAAUGGGAUCUGGACACCGCUGCCCCUAAAGCACGUUUUAUAGGUCACUCAGCCGCAGUUCUUUGUCUCUGUGUAAGUAUUUGA
This is a messenger RNA of Ylistrum balloti, 765 nucleotides long. Its product is annotated as WD repeat-containing protein 86-like. Gene Ontology annotation, molecular function: protein binding. Lineage: Eukaryota; Metazoa; Mollusca; Bivalvia; Pectinida; Pectinidae. Bases 1 to 765 code for a protein of 254 amino acids. The record is from RefSeq and is a predicted model, not a curated record. The transcript has a single exon.